AUGGAAAUCGGCUGCGGAUUGCAGCGCGUGAUGGAUACAAAAAUGGACGGAGGUCGCGCGGUGGCGCUGUCGGCGAUCGGCAACACGAGUCGAAUCUCAACGCGAUCUCUUCGCAAAAAGAAAACCUCGCUAUUGACGCCGAAAAAGUUUAUUGAGCACGUUCAAUCAAAACAUUCAUCGAAACAGUUCGAGGCCGGUGUGGCCGAAAUAUUCAAAGAAUUUUAUCCAGAGACGCCAACUUUUACAAAUUUUUUCAAGAAAUCUAACAAGGAUAAGAAUGCGAAGCCAAACAUUUGGCUUUACGAUUCAACACGUGUAGUCGUCCCCGACGUUGAUUAUUAUCAUGCUUCAUAUGUCGAUGGAGCUUCGAGACCCAAUGAAUACAUUCUCGCACAGGCUCCAUUCAACGCCGCUCUUCAGAAGGACUUCUUCAAGCUUCUCCAGCACGUCAAACCCGAAGCGGUAAUCAUCGCCGACGGCAACGAAGAAGCGUCGGCGUUCAUUCUCUCCAAAACUGACAAGACGCCGUCGAAAAUGUCAACGGAACGCUCGAAUGACGAUAUGCUGCAGACAGCGCUAAAUGUUGGCGGGCCGAAAUCGAUAAAACUGUUCAAAUUGACCAAAUUCGACGACAAACCGCCGAAUGAAUCCGAAUUUCUGGACACUCAUGAACGGAUUCGAAAAAAUCUUGGCUGGAAUCUCAAAGGCCCCAUUGUGGUGGUUUGCAAGGAUGGAGCGACAAAAAGUGGUAUUUUUGUGCUUCUCGACAUGGAAGCUGGAAGGUUGAAAGAGAAGUCGAAGGUGAGAUUGACGGAUUCAAUCAAGUCGAUUAGAAAUAUGCGCUCCAACACGUUUGACACAAUUGAAAACUUCGAAAUUGGUGUGAACCUUGUGCUAGAAUUAUGCAAAAGGGCGAAAAAAUGA
This is a messenger RNA of Caenorhabditis bovis, 924 nucleotides long. Lineage: Eukaryota; Metazoa; Nematoda; Chromadorea; Rhabditida; Rhabditidae. The record is from the annotation of a GenBank genome assembly.